This is a messenger RNA of Klebsormidium nitens, 2126 nucleotides long. The record is from the annotation of a GenBank genome assembly. NCBI's taxonomy places the organism in Eukaryota, Viridiplantae, Streptophyta, Klebsormidiophyceae, Klebsormidiales, Klebsormidiaceae.
GUUGAAUAUAUGAGACUGGAUCAAGAUAGGUCCAGUUUAGGGCGGAGGUGAUCCACUUAAAUGGUACGUGAUCCGGUUUUGGGCGGUCUACGGUACCCAGUUGUUACUUGCAGGCAGGCAAGCAGGUGCCAGGGAGCUAGCUGUUGACGCGGCCUUUUUUCGCUGGGCAAGUUUUGAUGGUGGGCUUUCCUCUCCCCUUGUGUUUUGGCCCGCCUGCUUGAGGGCCAUCAUGUUUCUCGAUGUGCCCGCUCGCCAGGUGGCUGGGGCCUCCUUUUAUGGCCAGGCCCGAGCAGGCGACCUGGGGAGCAGCCCGCCGUUCCUCGGCUUCAACAACACGCACCACAAGGCGGCGCUGGACUUUGUCUUGGAGCUGGCAGGGCCGCGCUGUUUGACACCGGUGGCCACCAAAGUGCUCAACUCCGACCCCUUUGUGAACCUUGACGAGCUGCCCCUGGGCGCAUUUGCUGUGGACCGCGAGCUGGCGCUGACCUUGUGGAACAGGAAGCUGGGGGACCUGACCGGCUGGACCGAGGCCGAUGUUUGCCGCCUGGCUGCCCCUUUCCCGGGGGUGCUGCUGGAGCCGGCGGCCAGCACGCAGGCGCCAAGGACCUGCGCAGAGCUGCUGCGGGGCGCUAUCAACGGGAAGGACACGAGCGGGGCCGAGUUCCACCUGGCGCUCCGAGGUCGCCGCCGCCAGAAGGUGCUCCUGAGUGCCAGCUUGCGCACGGACGUGGCGGGUGCGGUCAGUGGGGCCCUUUGCGUUGUCUGCCCCAUUGGGCCGCCUGUUGCCGUGCGUGAUGCGCCCCCCUUGCCUGGCCUGGAGGACGACCUCGACGCGCCCGCUGCCCCCCCGCGGCCGCUGGCUGCGGUGCACCCUGCCAGCGUGGGCGGCGCGAGCUCCCUCACGCUGGACAGCGCCACCGAGUGCGGCACCCCGACUGUGAAGCGGUGGGAGGGCGACGCAUGCUUUGCGCUGGAGCGCACGCAGAGCAGCCCCGUGAGCCUCAUCAGCUCGCGCGCCUCGUUUGGCAGCCUGGACGGCGCGUCCAGCCUGGACCUGGAGGACGGCCGCGAGGGCCGGCUGCGCGCACUCGUGGUGGACGAGGUGGCCGCGCACCGCGAGGUGCUCACAGCACUGCUCGAGCGGUGCGGGUUUGAGGUUGCCUGCGCCAGCAGUGCGAAGCAGGCGGCGUGGCGCUUUGAGGCGGCUCUCAGCGAGAAGCGUGGCUUCAGGGUGCUCUUCUAUGAGCUCAUGAUGGCCGCAGAGGACAGGUACGAGAGUGUCCGGCAGCUCCGGCGUGCGGAGGAGGCGGCGGGGGAGGCGGGCGCGUGCGCGUUGAUCGUGGGCGUGACGAGCAUGAACCGGUGGGACCUGGCGGGCAUGGACGCGUGCAUGGAGCGGGGCCUGGCCGCGGGCAUGGACGCCUUCAUCGCGCGCGAGCUGCGCAUGCAGCACCUGCGCGACACGCUGCGCAAGCUGGGCCUGCAGAGCAAGCUACUGGAGACGGGGGGGUCGCUGCCGCGCGCGCUCUCGGGCACGUUCCACAACCCGCUCAACCUGAGCCGAUAAGUAGAGCUGCGGCGGAGAAAGGAGCGGAGCGUGAUGGAGGAGCACGGGCGGCGUUGGGCCAGUCCGUAACAUAACAAAGCUUCCCCGCGAAGAGUCAAGGCAAUACCACGAUAUCAGCUACUUCCGUUGGGGGAAGCUUUAGCACAGGGAUAGAAAUAGUGCGCAGGAUGUGGAGCCAGCUUCAGUGUCGCCCUUGAUACCUGUUAUUGAUGAGGCGUAGACUGCAUGCGUCAAAAUCGAUAGUGUUUGGAUUGCACAUAGGUUUUGCACCUGUACAGAUAGAUGUGCUCAGAUUGGAAAGGCCCCGGAAUACAGGGUCUGAGCAUGCAAAAACCACUACACAGCCAUAGAACUGUUACUUAGCGGUCGAGCUUGUGUUGUCUAGCCGGAGCCACUGCUUAUAUUCAGCAGAUUGGAGUGAUUGAUGUUUCACUUUAAGACAGCAUGGGUGGUUGUAAUGUUCCAUUAGUAAGUCUAGCAUGUUCACGUUUUAUGAUUCACGGGGGUAUCCUGACUGACAUAACCCAAAGGUUAAAGCAGAACUGCUAUGUACGUG